CAUCGAUAUUUUCGAUGCACCGAUAUUUUACUGACAUUCCUACUAGUUUGUAAACACUUGUUUUUGCCUUUGUUUAUGGGGGAAAAAUAAUUUUUUAACAAUUUGGAGCAGUACACAUAUAAACUAAGUGACGCGGAAUACACUUCGAUACCAUCCGGUCUCAAUUAACUGCGGUUAAAACAGGUCCGCUUCUUAAUCGCUAACCUAUUUUAUUACGCACAGCGUGAUCCCAGAGAUGGUUUAAUUCACACAAGGCAUCAUAGUCAAUUGGUCUAUAUAGAGAAGCUGAAGGCGAAAAUGAUUCGUCCAAUUAGACGCAGUCCAGUUUCCCAGAUUAUAUUGGAAGAAAUUGCUUUGGAGGGAUUGGAAGGAAUGACACUUUCAUUACUCUGGGCUUACUUAAGUUUAGAUUUAGAAGCACCGAUUCCAUUACCUUCAGAUGUGCUGAAUCGUGUGUGGGAUUUCAUAAAGCGCAAUACUCAUCAAUUAGAUUUUUAUGAAUUACCUACUGAGAGAGCAACAUUUCCAUUAGAAUGUCGUUUCACCUACGAAGAUCCUGAUUUUGGAGUGCCGCGUGCUUUGGAUCCUGAAAAAUUUCCGCGGUACAAGUUUGUCCCAAUUGAGGAUGGCAAAAUUCAAGGUUCCUGUGAAUUCUAUAAGGAGAGAAAACGUAUUGAAGCCACUGAAGUCAAUGAUUUGAGCGCUGAAUCUGUAUUUGACCACUGGGGUAAUCGCUUUGUUAUAGUAGCUUCACAAAAUUUACGCCUUUGCGUUCUUACACCCAGAAACAAACCGAUUCCGCGGGAUUUCACGGUAACACAAUACUGCUUUUGGGAAGCAAUUGGUCGGUCACGGUAUAAUGGCGAAACAACAUCUGGACCUCAAUCUCUCCUUACGAUGUGCAAAGAUUCCUCUGUGCUAUUUUAUAUUAAGAAUAAAUUAAUUUACUAUGGGUUGAUAGUACAACAACCAUUCCAUGAAUAUCGCGAUGAUCGCCUCUGUAAUACAGCCUUACUCAAUCUCUCGCAGUAUGUACCGGAAAUACCACGUAAUAUAACAAAUCUUCUGGAAAAAAUUUAUACUUUGGUUAAAGAAGCCCCUGGGGAAUACCUUCCGUUGGUGCAGUUGCGUAAAGCGGUUCCAUCAUUUGCACGUAAAUCGGCAUUUCGCCGUCUCGCAUUAACACCAUUUUUUCAGCACAUUUUCGAGCUGCAGAAGGUAGGUGUGGGACGAAAAACUAAUAAAGGAAAGGAUCUUAAUGUCCUUUCGAUCACUUUAAAAAACUCUGAAAAACCUGUUAACGAACUUAUUGCUGACUUUUUGGACGAGCAAAAAGAAGACGAAAACAACUUCUCGGAUGCUUAUGUUGACAAUAAGCAUGCUUUUGUAGAUAUGACAAUCAAAGAGGAAUUUUAUCGCGCAGUUUUACGACAUGGUGCUCGCGGUUGCAGUCAUACAGAACUCGCCAGUUACCUCAGUGAAUCACACUCCAUAAUACGGCAAAUGGUUAAGUGUAUGCAGCGUGAAGGACUGAUAGUAACGCAUGCCGUAGAUGAAGGGCGGCAAAGAGUUUAUAGGUUCGUGGCUUUGGAAGUAGCAAAUGCAGAGAAAGCUACUAAAACGGAAAAUUAUUCAGAACCAACUGCAAUUAUAAAGUUCAAUGAGCUACCGUCUAUAACCCAGCUUGAAGACACAUUCACUGUCGAUUGCCCACAAAUCGAAGCCAAUGUGGAAGAAGACAAGUACGAAGACAAGCAAUUUCGCGUGAUUCAUACACAGCGUCAACAGUCGCGUCGUGAUUUUAUAGUUCGCCAGCUAAACGAGCAUGCAGUCUUACAAAUGGUCAUAAUACGCCACAGAUUGUAUACAUUUGAGAAAGAACAAGGAUUAACAGAUGAGAUAUGUGCUAAGUCCAUGCGACGACUGCUUGAGGAACUUCAUAAAACCGACAAUUUAAACAUAUAUAAAGUCGUGCUUAAAUAUCAAGGGCACUUGCGCAUUUACCGUUAUGCAGCCCAUCCUGCAGUAGAUGCAAAUCACAUGUUGAUUCAGCGCGAAGUUAAGCGCUUAAAAAAUAAGCUAUUAAUAGCGAGAGAGCGUGAGGAGCAAAAAAACCGGAAUCGGCUACGUAUUUCUCGGAAAGUUUCCAAAAAGCCUCACAAAGCUGUUGCUGAGGUCAAGCCCACAAAGAUGGAAUCUACCCCCGAACAUAUGACUAAUAACAAUCUGCCUAAACCUCCAAAGUUUCUCAUAUCACGUUAUAUGCACGAAUUUCUUUUUUAUAUCGUAGUGGAGUUGAACGAACAUCAAAAUAUGUUGGAAAUAGACGAGACGUUGCUGCAAAUUUGGAAAGAAUCUGAGCCUGCAUUGCAAAUUAAUCAGUUUUUAGAAAGUUUGCAUGCUGGAGGUGAAGUGCAGCAUGCGUACACGCAGCAGAUUAGCUGGCGCGCAUUCAUAACACCUUUACCGAAUUAUGCAGACAAACCUGCUGGCUGGGUAUACUUUUUGGACGCCAUUGACCGGAUGCCGCUGUCAAUUUUUAAUAAAAUAUUUAGAUUUCAGCAAACAGAUGGCGAUAUGCUAGGUGAAUAUCUAACACAUCCUGUGCGCCAGCACUACUUGCUGCGUCAGUUACCAGUUGAAUUACAAAAUCAAAUUAAUCGCACGUAUCUUCAGCGCAUUUGUAGCUUGGUACUUAAAUUAUUGAAUCACAUGGGGUUAAUACAGGUUAAUGAAAACACUAAUUUCAAAGAUUCAAUGCAGAUAUGGGUAUAUUUGAAUCGACUUGCACAAAUCAUCGAUACCACACCAUCAGAAGCGAGCUAUGCCAAGGUCAAUUUAGCCCAGAAGUAUGAAAAGCUAGAUUUCUAUUUUUCAACAUUCGAAGAUAUUGCUCAAUACUGGAACCAGCUACAUCGUAUUUGCAUUUACACCAAACUCGGUGUUCGUAGUGCCAAACUUCAAGGGAAAUCUGAAAGGGCUAAGCUUCUACAAUUUGUGCGUAGUGUAGGCUUUGACGAAGCCCCUCAAUAUGAUAAUGGCGACGUGCCGGGUGACCGCGCAGGUGCAGCUGGUCUUGCUGCUCAAUUAUUUGCGCACACCAUGCGCGGUUGGUCAUGGGUAUUGCAUACGAACACCAAACCGAAGCAAAUACGCAGUGGACGUGCAGCGUUGUUGCGUGGUGCCAGCAGCAAACACCUGCGUCUCAUGGGUUUACGUAAGACACGCAUGCACGCAUCGCAAAUCACGCGACUGUCACAUUCGGCUACAGUAAAACGCACUACGAAAAAGAAGUCUGCCUCUAUUCGGGACGCCACUGAUCGCGAUGCGCUGAAGAAUAUGCGUACUCUACGCGCCUGCUGGACCAAGGACGAGGAUGAUUUACUGAAGCUAGCACGCGCCGUGUACAUCUAUAUAGCUGCGCCUGUACCGGUUUUGGGGCUCAUGGUAGUUGGUAAAAUUUGUCGAGACGUUAUCAGACAACAUCUGGGUAUACGCAACAAAACGUCGCAAGCGUGCCAUCGCCGCAUGCAAUAUAUCAUGAAAAAGGAUCGACAUAUUCCCGAAGUUCCCACUUGGGUGCAUAUCUUACAAACAAGCGUCGAAAUACACCGGCGUUACGGGGAAAACUUUCUGCAACAAUUGAAAAAUAUCUAUCCACAGCGCGAGGAAUACAGCGACGCUUUAGCCGUGCACUUCAUACAGAUCUUUCAUUAUUUGUAUCAAAUGGUGAACAAUAUUAGAGGUAAGGGAACUUCAGAUGCUAUGAGACCACGAUUUAUGAUACCCGACACUCUUGACGAAUUCAAGCGCCGCUUUAGUAUGCGGUCCGCAGCAACGGAUGAAAGGAUUAUGAAAUACCAAAAUCCAUGCAAUGAACAAGAAGCGCUAACAAUGCUUGCAGUUGGUGUACUGCAUAGCUCACUUUGCUCGGCGCUGGACAAGACCACUUACACGGCGCAAGCUUUUGAGAUUUUUAAAAAAUUCUCGGAAGAAAUACUGCAAAAUGCCUUCAAGAUAGCGCGUAAUGGUGCCCUGAUUGUGGCAAAUAAACGCAGGAUUCUAGAACUGCUGCCUAGUCAACUAACAAGUCCAGCAUAUUCGCUGUCGGCACAUUAUCAGCGUCGUUUGCUCUCCUUACGCAUACCGUAUUACAUUUACGACUCCCUCUUUGGAUUCUUUGAAAAUGUCGUAGCUGUUUUGAUGAAACCCAAACGGGAGCCCAUAGAACAACCCUCGACUAGUAAGCGACAUUCCAUAAGUAAUAUAGUGGAGCUAAAGUCGCCGAAUGCCGGGCAACUAUAUUUUGUCGCUGAAGGCAUGGCACGAAGUUUUUGGACUUGCAAUGUAAAAUUGCCCAUCAACAUUUUGACUGUUGACGCUGAGCAAAGGCAGACAUUGUCCUCGAUGGAUCGCAUACUCGAUCAUUAUCAUUGCAUAUUCGAUAAUGCACCUAAAACGGAGUAUACGAAGAGUUUCGAGAGUGAAGCCAACGAGAAACAGGUCCGUGUUAAAUUCCAACCAGCCAAUUUGAGCUACAAAAUCACCUACAGUCCUUAUGACUUCAUAUCCAAGUUGCCCGUUCGACAUCUACACUUUUUCUGUGCACUCGAUCACCUUAAUCAUGAGGUAGAGAUAAAUUUUAGUCGUCUGAUGCACAAAGAUGAAGAACAUGACACUUUAAGCAUCGAGUGCCCCUUUAACUGCAUCCUGAAGCAUGCCAACUAUAUCAAUGUCAUUGAACGCAUUGUUCAGGAGAAGAGAUCCAUUUUAAGGGAGCUAACAGAAAUGCCACCGCAAAAGUUAUUGAAUAUGGCCAUGAGUGGUUGUUCGGUUACAGUUGAAUCAACUAAUUUGCUAACGCUGGUGCGCAUGUUGGAGUCUUUCUGGCGCGAGAAAGAAACAGCGUACGAACGCAAAGAUCUCGGGCGCAUAUCCGCAAAUGUGAAGAUCAAUAAAUCAAUUGACUGGCAUCAGUUGUGUUGUGAGAUUUUAGAGUUCAAUGCAGCGGACGAAGAGAAUGACAAAAUUGAUGAGUAUGAACCUACACUAAAUAAGGAGGAGCGUUUGGCUCGCGCACAAGAUGUUUUUGUUGUUAAUUUGCCAACCUUGCAAUUGGAAGUGAAUAAAAAAUUGCACUUGUCCAAUAAAGAGACUGUGAUGCACAGCGGGUUGUGUGUGCCCAAGAGGUUAGUGGAAGCUGAAGUCGUUCGAGACCAGAUAUUGAGAAAGAUUGUAGAUGAAUCUCAUUGGAAGUAUACGGAUAACACUUUUGAAGUACUUAAACCUAAACUUAUCAAACUGGGUUUCACAGCUAUGGAGCAACAGCACGUAGAAGACCUACUAAAAUAUAUAGAAACGCAUAAACUAGGCGUUUCCGUAAUUGAUUUAAAGCGUGAAUUUCCUUAUGCUCAAUUUCUUUCGCGCGCCAUACGUAUUCUAUCCGAGCACUAUCUGGUCAAGCGCGUUGGAAUUGACACAAUGAUGUAUGUGCAUAAAUCUCACAUACGACCUUGGGUUGUACACACGUUUCACCUCAAACGGCUGGAACGCGAAAAAUUGGGACCGGAUGGAACAGUGACACUUAAACGAAAGAUAACCAGUGGUGACAAUAGUGAGCAUGAAAAUAUGGAUGAAGAGGGUAGCGAUGAGCCCGAAGAAGCUAGUUCCUGUAAAAGAGCUAAGUUGGCUAACGACGUCGGUGCCACUGCGGAAGAUCAACAGUUGAGUAAGCGUGUGUCAAAACCGGUAAAUCGGUUCCAGGGCGAAAAUAGAGAAGGAAAUGCCCCUGAAAAAGACCUCAAAAGAGAUGUGAUCGUAAUGAAACCCCACCCGUGGAUACGUCUGAACGGCACCAUUAAUCGGCGCGUUUUGGAUCGUUGGUUGGGAUCAGUACUCACCGAAUGUGUUAGUCGCUCGGGUUGUAUGAUUCCAGAUAUCUGCUCAAAGUUUCCUCACUUGCCAGCUGUCGAAAUAAUGUUUCUGCUUGAUAUACUAUGUGAUCUAAAGUGUAUUCAUCUAACGGAAAUUACACCCGCUUCAGCGAACCUCUUCUCAUCCUAUGACAACCUACAAGAGACUAUUGUAACCGAGUUCUAUGAUCCACAACACACUUACGUGACUGCACAUGGGGACGCCAUAACACGGAUGUCAAUAUUCAUUGGCCAUAAAAAAUACAGCCAACAAUUUUAUUAAGCUGCUUUUCAUAUUCCUAAUAUUUACUGUUUAUUUAUAUUUUUCAACUUAACGUGACCAAAAAAAAAAAAGAAAUAAAUAAUUUAUUGCCAACUAUUUGCACUGCA
Molecule: messenger RNA, 6302 nt
Organism: Rhagoletis pomonella (apple maggot)
Lineage: Eukaryota; Metazoa; Arthropoda; Insecta; Diptera; Tephritidae
Product: general transcription factor 3C polypeptide 1
Exons: 13
Coding region: 298-6195 (1965 amino acids)
Biological process (GO): 5S class rRNA transcription by RNA polymerase III; transcription initiation at RNA polymerase III promoter
Cellular component (GO): transcription factor TFIIIC complex
Molecular function (GO): DNA binding
Source: RefSeq, a predicted model, not a curated record